Helianthus annuus (common sunflower) is the source of this 829-nucleotide messenger RNA. RefSeq names its product 50S ribosomal protein L24, chloroplastic. NCBI's taxonomy places the organism in Eukaryota, Viridiplantae, Streptophyta, Magnoliopsida, Asterales, Asteraceae. The record is from RefSeq and is a predicted model, not a curated record. Gene Ontology annotation, molecular function: RNA binding; structural constituent of ribosome. Bases 97 to 684 code for a protein of 195 amino acids. Gene Ontology annotation, biological process: translation. Gene Ontology annotation, cellular component: mitochondrion; ribosome. The transcript is spliced from 4 exons.
GAAACUCUAUCCUCUUGCUUCUUCAUUCUCCCAUCCAUCAUCUAUCAGGAUAAAAUAAUAAAAGCUCUGAAAUCCGGUGCACCUUCACUGAUAAAAAUGGCGGCCAUUGCUACUCUCCAGAGCUCAUUUACCGCGCUUUCUCUCUCCUCCAAAUCCUUUCUCGGUCAACGAUUGUCUCCCUGCCCCUCCCCACCUCUGGUUCAGCAAAACAAGUCUACAAAAACAUGUCCUCCUCUCCAAGCGAAGCUAAAGCGGUGGGAACGGAUCAAAUGCAAGCCAAACAGUCUUCCAAUUGUACACAAGAUGCAUGUGAAGCUUGGUGACACGGUUAAAGUGAUAGCAGGACGCGAUAAGGGCAAGGUCGGUGAGAUAACCAAGAUCGUUAAGCACAAUAGCACUGUUAUAGUCAAAGAAAUCAAUUUGAAGACCAAACAUUUGAAGAGCAAAGAGGAGGGUGAAUCGGGCCAGAUCGUUAAGAUAGAAGCACCUAUUCAUAGCUCGAAUGUGAUGUUGUACUCGAAAGAACAGAAUGUUGCAAGCCGGGUGGGUCACAAGACCCUUGACAACGGUAAACGUGUACGAUAUCUUUUAAAAACCGGUGAAAUAAUCGACAGUGUUGAAAUCUGGAAGAAGGCGGUCAAGGAAAGAGAGAAGAAAACAGAAGAGAUUACUGUUGCAUCAUGAUUCUAGCAAAAAUGUAAUUGUAAAAUUAUGUGCAUUUCUUGUUACUCAACUUCCUGUUAUUAGUUUUGUGAUGUAAUGCUACCUGGCCUCUUUUUGAUCCUCAUAUUCAAGUAGAAAUUAAUGAGAAAUAUGUUGAAGAGUGAUA